AUUUCAGUCGUUGAAACGGUGAUGCAGCGACUGUGAGUAGCGUUCGGUUGCACAGGUGUUCAAGCAAAGCGGCUGGUCAAGGUACCGCCAUGCUGCGCCGACGAUGCUCGUCAGUUACUCUGACUCGGAGUCGGAAGGCGAGCCGAGCUUGAAGUCGGAGACCGUGAUAGUAAGCCAUACGGCGGCAUCAUCCGUAUCAGAUACUAAGAUUAUCAAGAGACCCAGUCACUCGUGCUCGCAACCCCCGGAUGAGGUCACAGACCCGCUGACAAAGGAGAGAAAGAGGAGGAAGCUCCCAGUCGUUGACCUCUCCGGAAACGGUGCGAAGGAUGGGAGCAGUGCAGAGAUGCUCCCAGCCAUGAAAUGCAAGGGAGACUGGCUUUGCCAUGCCUUUCUAGAAGUCCACGCCCGUGCUGAUCUGACAAGUCUCCUCCACAAGGCCAGCAAAGAUGGCCGAUCGCAAUUGCAAGGCAUCCGCGAGACCGAGAUCCGACAGGGAGAAAGUACUCUGCACGUUUCUCUGACGCGGCCGAUACUAGUACGCCCACACGAGCGGCAGUCGUUCGUAUUGAUUGUUAAGGAAGCGCUGAAUGACGUUGCCGCUUCGACGGUCUCUUUUGCCCGAUUCGCACAUCUGAUCAAUGAGGAUGAGUCCAGAGGGUUUAUCGCGGUCGAGAUCAGUGUGGGCCACGACGAGCUGCAGACAAUGAGCAGCCGCCUCGAUUCGUACUUGCGCACCGCAUUCAAGGCGCGGCCAUAUUACGCAGCAAAGCGCUUCCAUUUUAGCUUCUUGACCGCCGAUCUCUCCACCUCUUGUGCACCCGUCAAGGAUGGAACGACCCAUGACAAACUGGUGAAGGCGCAGAUGCUGAGCGGCCUGGCGCGAGAUCUCGAGGGCAGGUACGGCCCCUCGCUGCGUGCACUGCCCCCGUUGCGUCUGUCGAGGCUCGGCAUUCGUGUCGGCAGUCAGGUACAUUGGGUCACCCUAGUUCAUGUUCACACUUCAAUGUAAAGGAAAAUGGAAUCGCAGAUCAGGAUGAGGGCAUUGUGCGGCUCCGCUGUGGCGGGAUAUCAUGAUACAUCUGCUCCCUAUAUUUAUCUUUCUCCAAGAAGCCAGGUCAACGCACGGCGAUGGACAUAGCUUCGGGGUGGAGCCCCUGUGCAACCUCGAUCUC
This is a messenger RNA of Tilletiaria anomala UBC 951, 1175 nucleotides long. RefSeq lists its product as uncharacterized. Gene Ontology annotation, molecular function: 3'-5'-RNA exonuclease activity. The record is from RefSeq and is a predicted model, not a curated record. Gene Ontology annotation, biological process: U6 snRNA 3'-end processing. Gene Ontology annotation, cellular component: nucleus. Bases 104 to 1012 code for a protein of 302 amino acids. The transcript is spliced from 5 exons. NCBI's taxonomy places the organism in Eukaryota, Fungi, Basidiomycota, Exobasidiomycetes, Georgefischeriales, Tilletiariaceae.